UUCGCUGGACCGCGCUGGGGCGGACAGAGCUUUUGGCCGGACGCGGCGGCGGCGGCGCAGGCUGCGACUUGGGCUUCUGUCUUCUCUGCUGCUCGCCUUUCCGCCCCGCCCCGCCGCUGCUCUCUAUGCGCGCCGCGCUGCCCUCAUUGCUGCUCUCUUGCGUGGUGGCGGCCGCUGCGCUCACGGCAGCUCUUGUCCCUGUUCUUUGCCUCUGGUUGUGUUGGUGAGGAUAUUACAGUGAUGUCUGCAUUCAACCUACUGCAUUUGGUGACCAAGAGCCAGCCAGUGGCCCUGCGAGCCUGUGGGCUUCCCUCAGGGUCAUGUAGGGAUAAAAAGAAUUGUAAGGUGGUCUUUUCCCAGCAAGAACUGAGGAAGCGGCUGACACCCUUGCAAUACCAUGUUACUCAGGAGAAAGGGACUGAAAGUGCCUUUGAAGGAGAAUACACCUACCACAAAGCUCAUGGAAUAUACAAAUGUGUUGUUUGUGGAACUCCUUUGUUCAAAUCAGAAACAAAGUUUGACUCCAAUUCAGGUUGGCCUUCAUUCUUUGAUGUGAUUGCUUCUGACACCAUUACAUUCACUGAUGACUACUCCUUUGGGAUGCACAGAGUUGAGACAAGCUGCAGUCAGUGUGGUGCUCACCUUGGUCAUAUUUUCGAUGAUGGACCUCGUCCAACUGGUAAACGAUACUGCAUAAAUUCAGCAUCGCUGUUGUUUGAGCCUGCAGACAAGAAAAAUGCUGGAGAAGGAAGCUCCAGUUCUACUUCUGCCCAACCAGGGAAGACAGAGCUGUAGCAGGAAGAAAACUUGGGUUCCUAGACGACUAUAAAGAAUGUGCUUCUAAAUUGCCUUCUAUCUUAUAUGUUUUUAAACAAACUUGCAAAGAUAAUCUGCACUAUCAAUUUUUUCUGUAUCAAAAUAAGGCCUUGUGUGUCAAUGUAUUUUUGUUAAAUAACCACACCUAAAUAAUUGUUGACUUCUCUGCAAUGGGGAAUCCCAUUACAAAGGAGUCUUGGCACUACGGGUUGUUAAUUGCCUUGUACUCUUUUGUUAAAAUAGAUUUGAAUAUUAUCUCUCUUCCUUUGUGGGGUAGAAGGUUACAAUUCACAUUAGUCUAUGAAGAAUUGUAGUAUAUCUUACUACUGAAAUUGUUCUGUUCUGAUUUAUAUGUUAUGUGUAACCCACCCUUGCUCUAUAAGCACCCACCCUUCCAUAACGAAAGGCUCAGACUUCUGCCAAAAUCUCAAAAUUGUAUUUAUGUUUAAGCAAAGAGUACAUAACCUACCCUCCACUCCUGCAGCUGAGGUACUACAUUUUAAUCAAAACAAUGAGCUUCCUUUUGUUAGGACUGGCCAAAGCAGAUAGCAGACAUUUGUCCUUCUGUGUAUCUAUGGUUUCCCAUUUCAACAGUUCAAGUUACAAUCAGGAUUUAAAUGAAUGUGGAUAGAGAUUGGUUUACUUUAGGCAGCAGUGGCCAGAGCCUUAGGGGCCAGCUCCAGCUGACAGAAGUGGAGGAACACUAUUUGUUGUAGGUCACUUGUUUUACCAUUCCCCUAAUGAGGUCCUGCAAAACAGCAAAGCAUCAUCUUCACUGGAGAGCCAAAGAGGAUGCACAGGGUGGUCUGAACUAGCUGUUUUUGUGGGUCAUGUUUCAGAGCAUGCAGCAAACAACUGGUGCAGCUUUAUACAGCAUCCUUGGCCAUGUUGCUAAUUAGCGUUCCACUUUUGUCCUGGGAAAGUUAAAGCCUCAUUAAAGAUGUACAGACUUUACUAAAAGCCCUCUUACAGUGUUUGGGCAAGCAUGACAAAGGAUGCCGUGCCUUUUCUCCUUGCGAAUAAGUGGGAGUAGGCCAUUGUACCUACACAUGGACGAAUUUACAGCAAACGUGUUACUCAGAGAAAAUCAUCUGGCCUUUGCUAUCUUGCUGUUCUUCAGCUUCUGCAUGGGUGCAGCCCUUGUCUUCUCGCACAUGUACAGCAGAUGCACAAAGAGUGCUUCCAGAACAAAGAGGGGCAAACCAAUCAAUAAGAAAUGCAGCAAGGAGCAGUCAUAUCCAUAGAAAGAGCGAGUGGCAUAAUGAGGAGAGAACGUGUUUUCAAUUUAAAUUUGUCCCAGUGUCCUUAUUGAGAUGAGAAUAGUUUUUUAAGUCUUGGAAGGAAAUUGCUACUUUGUGCUGAAAUGCUCCUUUUUACAUUGCAAGAGGUCUGGCGCAACGGCUCUAUGCAUUGCCUUUAAGUAGUAUAUUUAGCAGUAAUUCAGGAUAGCUGCUUUUUCUGACCUAUAGGCACCACAGCACUGAUCAAGAUAAUUUUGUCAUGCAGUACUCGAUAUAUAACUUACUACCUGAAGUUUCUUAACACUGAAGUCCUAUACAAUAGAUUAGAUGUACUUACUACCUUUUUAGCCUUACAGCUAAAAGGAGCCUUUACAGCCUUACAGCUCAAAGGAGGCACACCAUAGGCUAAUAAAUAUCAUAUAGAACUGAACACUAGACAGAUGUAGAAUGUCAGAAUGCAUCCAUAUUCAUAACAAAACCUUUACUUUUGUUAGCAUCACUCUCAUUUCAGCAGUUCUCUCAUUUCAGCAGACUUCCAAAUAUAGUGGCAGCAUGAUUUCUGUCUGUCCCAUUGUUGGAAUUUCAUUUUUGUUUCUGUUUUCAGAAGGCCUGUUCUUAUUUCUUUGUUGGAAGAAAAUUGAGUUUUCUCCUAUUACAUUUGUUGACAUAAAUCUUUAAUAAGCUAUAUCAAUAAAUAUUUGGGACAUGUAGAGUUUACUUUUCAGAUCACAGUUGUAGUUAAUGGUUAUCAAGUUUCUGUAUAUUUCUGUCUUGCAUUAAAGAAAUGUAUCACUAAAACUUCAGUGAGCAAUAAUGUCAGCUGUCCAUUGGUCAAUUUAUAUUUGGAGGAUAUGGAAUGCAAUGAACAAAGUCAGUAUGGUGAGGUGUAUGCGAUCGGUUGGAGUCUAACACCAUUAACAUAGAAAAGGCAUUGUUCUUUCUCUGUACCACAACACUGAGAAAUGUUUUUUGCUAUGAAUGCCAGCAGUGGAUACAAGCAUGACUGAUAUUGCAAAGCCCAAAUACUGGUCUCUUUGUUUAUGGACUCAAGAAAGAUUGUUGGAAGUUGAGCACAAUAUAUUGCUUGGAAGUCUAUUGCUAUAUGUCUACAUUGUAUUGUGUGAAUGUGAAUAACUACUGAAUGCAAAUUAUAUCAAAAUAGAGCACUCUACUUUAUAAUAUAUCUAUAUUAUAUAGAAGUUUGAGAAUCAUAUAUUGCAGAGUAUAUAAAGAUAUUUUAAAGAAAGAGAAAAAAAAUAAUGAUUAUUUUAGCAAAUAGCAUUUUAAAUAUUUGAACUUUUCCUUGGAAUUGCUCUUUGCUUUCAAGGUAUCAGUGUUGGAUUUUUCAAUGAAGAUAUCUUUUAAUAUAUUUGUUGUACUCAGAUAAGCAAUAAAUUAAAUUUAUAAAGAAA
This is a messenger RNA of Varanus komodoensis (Komodo dragon), 3469 nucleotides long. It is a transcript of the gene MSRB3, whose product is annotated as methionine sulfoxide reductase B3. Gene Ontology annotation, cellular component: cytoplasm. The record is from RefSeq and is a predicted model, not a curated record. Bases 241 to 795 code for a protein of 184 amino acids. NCBI's taxonomy places the organism in Eukaryota, Metazoa, Chordata, Lepidosauria, Squamata, Varanidae. The transcript has 7 exons. Gene Ontology annotation, biological process: protein repair; response to oxidative stress. Gene Ontology annotation, molecular function: peptide-methionine (R)-S-oxide reductase activity.